Messenger RNA from Trichoderma asperellum CBS 433.97, 1005 nucleotides. RefSeq lists its product as uncharacterized. NCBI's taxonomy places the organism in Eukaryota, Fungi, Ascomycota, Sordariomycetes, Hypocreales, Hypocreaceae. The record is from RefSeq and is a predicted model, not a curated record.
AUGACCAUCCUCCGUAAAUUCCUCAUUGGCAACGUCGCGUUCCAAGCGGCACUUGCUCUUCCUGGGCCACCAGUCAAUCAUGGCGAGCAUUGCAAGAUCACUAAGGUCAAAGAAGUUGUAACAACUAAACACUGGCCUUGGUGGACACAAACACGUACAGACUAUACUACAAAAACUGCCCUUCCAUCAACUAAGACGGUCACCUCAGACGCCACGCAGAUAGACUAUCAAACUGAUUUCGCUCCCACUACGAUUACAUCUACCUCUACUGCAACGGUGUCAAUCACGGUAUUCACUAGCACAGAGACAGAUACUGUGACCUCGACGGCAACAUCUACAACCACGACAAUUGCGACAACUGCUGCCGUCAUCUCUCCGUCCCCUGCUAUAUCAAAUGACCAGACGCCUUCCAAGCGCGAUAACCGGGGCUAUUAUCCGCCGCCUCCUCCUCCCUGCGAGACCAUUUACAAAACGGAGAGAGUAACUGUCUGGGUGCCGACGGUCGCGCAUAAGACGGUAACAAAGACCAAAACGGUAACCCCUGCCGCGGUUACCAAGACUGUAGCAUCAACUGGAACCAAUACUGUAACAACCACACUGCCCUCUACAGUGACCUCAAUCGCACUCGCAACUGCUACGAACACGAUUUCUGCAGUAACUACGACAACAACAACAGCCACUACUACAACCACCCAGACUGUAGCUGCCACGCCUACUUAUGCUCUAUCAUGGGACCAGGAUACUUGCGGAUAUGCCUUUGCUCACAUUAUCGAUGUCGAGAUUGCUGGUGAUGAGCAGACGGUUAUCGACAGCUGCGCCAAUAUGUGCACUCAGGACUCAAACUGCCUUCUAUGGGAGGCUUACUAUCACCUUUCAGACACCAGUGGUCGUUGCGCAACGUUCGCUGAUGCAUACGACUCGGGCUAUCUGCAAUGCCCUGAUUCUUACGGCAUCGGUUACAGCGUUGGUGCACAAAAAUUGGGCGUUGCCCCGUUGGCACCUUAG